AUGGAACCGCCCAAUUAUGGUCCAAAUCGGUCGCAAAAGCACGACAAGAACUAUGGCCAGCCACCAAGUCCCAAGGUCUCGGUCGAGAUAGGACAAGUCAGCAUGCACGAUAUCAGUCCUGCCGAAGAUGACGAUCUCGUCACUGCAGUUAAGAAGGCGGUGAAUCAUCGUCGACUUGGCUCUAGGCAACUUCAACUCACAGCAAUCGCUGGAUCAAUCGGAGCUUCACUCUUCGUCGCCAUCGGCUCUGGCGUCUCAUCCGGACCUCUGUGCUUACUCUUUAGCUUCAUAUUCUGGGCGACCAUUGUCUUCUCUAUCGCCCAAUGUCAAACCGAGAUUGUUACUCUAUUCCCUCUAGACGGUUCAUUCAUCCGCCUGGCAGGUCGCAUGGUUGAUCCAGCUUUGGGGGUCACAGCAGGCUGGAACCUCUUCUUUGCACAAACAUCAUUUGUGAUCUUCGAGGCAACAGUCAUCAACACGCUCGUCACUUACUGGGGCUACGAUCAAUCUCCUGCGGUACUAAUCUCUGUUUCCCUGGUACUAUAUCUCGCCCUCAACAUAUAUCGAGCCGAUGUUUUUGGAGAAGCCGAGUUUUGGUUGUCUUUGUGUAAAAUUCUGUUGGCCACUGGCCUCAUAGUCUAUACUUUAGUUGUGAUGCUUGGUGGUAACCCUCUACAUGACCGGUUCGGUUUUCGCUAUUGGAAAGAGCCGGGACUUUGGACAGGCGACAGCCCAGUCACACGACUAGAGUCAUUUGUCAACGCGGUAAAUGUUGCUGGCUUUGUUAUGUCCGGACCAGAGUACAUCUCGAUGGUUGCUGGCGAAGCUAAAGACCCGCGUCGCACUGUCCCUCGAGCUUUCAACACGAUAAUGAGUCGUCUGAUCGUCUUCUUCAUCGGCGGUGCCCUUUGCGUAGGCAUCCUUGUUCCUUCUAACGACAGCACUCUUACCAAUGGCUCGGACACGUACGCAGGCGCAUCUCCCUAUGUCAUCUCGAUGCGGCGGCUCCAAAUUCCUGUGCUGCCUUCGAUAGUGAACGCAGCAUUGUUGACCAGCAUCGUAUCGGCUGGUAAUGCGUACACGUUCAACGCUUCACGAAGUUUGCAUGCCCUCGCCUUGGACGGGCAAGCUCCAGCAUUUCUGCGUAGACUGAACAAGAACGGUGUGCCCUACAUGGCUGUCAUCGCCGUCAUGCUAUUGUCUUGUCUGGCCUUCCUUGCUCUUGGAUCAGGUAGCAGCAAAGUGCUCUCCUGGAUCUUGGACUUCUGCACUGCGUCCCAGAUGCUGAACUGGGCGAUCAUGUCUGCUACAUGGAUUCGUUUCAACGCUGCAGUAAAGGCGCAGAAUGUCGACCGCCAAUCUUAUUUGCCUGUUCUAUCUCGCUGGCAGCCAUAUGCGGCAUACUGGGCUCUCUUCUGGGCUACGAUAUUCCUCUGGGUACAAGGGUAUGCUGUGUUUCUGAAGGGUAAUUGGAGUGUGGCUACUUUCAUCUUCAAUUACGGCAUCAUUGCGUUGGCUGGUGGUAUUGGGAUCGUCUGGAAGGUGGUCAAAGGUACACGCUUUCAUCGCAGCAAAGAAGUUGAUCUCGCAUCGGACUGCGACUUCUUUGAUGCUUUGACGGAGCACUACCGUGGUGAGCGGGAGGCUGAGGGUGCGGAAUCUAGCACGGUCAAAGGUCGGAUCAUGUCGAAGCUAUUCUAG
Aureobasidium pullulans EXF-150 is the source of this 1701-nucleotide messenger RNA. Its product is annotated as putative amino acid transporter. Lineage: Eukaryota; Fungi; Ascomycota; Dothideomycetes; Dothideales; Saccotheciaceae. Gene Ontology annotation, cellular component: membrane. The record is from RefSeq and is a predicted model, not a curated record. Bases 1 to 1701 code for a protein of 566 amino acids. The transcript has 4 exons. Gene Ontology annotation, biological process: amino acid transmembrane transport. Gene Ontology annotation, molecular function: amino acid transmembrane transporter activity.